GAGGCAGGCUUGCUAUAAAUAUAGCCCCGCACUCUGACUGACAGACAAGUGACAGUAGGGACCAGGACAUCUAACUGUGCAUACAGACCAGAGCGUGCAGGUAUAGCAUGUGUACUUGGCUACUGUGAGUAUACUCUAGCACUGCCUGUACACUGAGAACAUUUGAACACUGUAUCAAAGGCUUUCCAAGCGAGCAGCAGAAGAUGACGCGUAAGAUUUUCACAAACACUAGAGAACGAUGGAGGCAGCAAAACGUAAACAGUGCUUUUGCUGAGCUAAGAAAACUUAUACCCACCCACCCACCAGACAAGAAACUAAGCAAGAAUGAAACACUCAGACUGGCCAUGAGAUACAUUAAUUUUCUCAUAGACAUCUUGGGUGAUCAAGGAAUAACAAAGGUUGGAAUGAAUUCGCCCGGAAACAUCUUGGGCCUCUUGGAACCAGAACCUGAGAUGACAAACAUGAGGGAAUGGACAAUAGAUAACUGCAGCGACUCAUCUCCUGGAACAAGCAGCGAUACUCAAGACUGCUGGUCAAUAAUUCCUUCACCAUAACCUUGUUGGAAAUUGUUGGAAAGUCACUUUAACUUACCUAUACUGUAUAUGUUUUUUCCCAGUUGUAGGUUGAAUUGUAUAAGAAUUUGUCAUGUUUUUAUGUCUCGAUUAUUUUUGUUUUUAUUUAAAGGAAAGCUGGUGGUGUGUCAUACACACUGAUCAUCCUGCAGCACAUUCUCUUUAAGUUUUUAA
This is a messenger RNA of Spea bombifrons (plains spadefoot toad), 746 nucleotides long. It is a transcript of the gene TAL2, whose product is annotated as TAL bHLH transcription factor 2. The record is from RefSeq and is a predicted model, not a curated record. Lineage: Eukaryota; Metazoa; Chordata; Amphibia; Anura; Pelobatidae. Gene Ontology annotation, molecular function: RNA polymerase II cis-regulatory region sequence-specific DNA binding; protein dimerization activity; DNA-binding transcription factor activity, RNA polymerase II-specific. Bases 204 to 554 code for a protein of 116 amino acids. Gene Ontology annotation, biological process: regulation of transcription by RNA polymerase II. The transcript has 2 exons.